UUGGCGCCUAUUUGACGAGCCCACUAUCACGAUCAGAGCAACCCGGCGGCCAUGUUGACUCACUCCGGGACACUCUCGGCUCGGCUCGGCGGCGUCACGGAGCUCCGUGUCCGGUAACAGUCACCGAGGAGGACGCGGCGGUGGUGGAUAUUUUUCAGCCCGGGAAGGCAGACAGGCGAGCAGGUGCUGGGAGGAAGGCAGGAAGACUUCUUUCUCUUCUCUUAGCAGCAAGUCAGAGGGAGGAUGAAGAUGCCCAAGCCGACGAAUGUCCGCGUUACCACCAUGGAUGCUGAGCUGGAGUUUGCCAUCCAGCCCAACACCACAGGCAAGCAGCUCUUUGACCAGGUGGUGAAGACGGUGGGCCUGAGGGAGGUGUGGUUCUUCGGCCUGCAGUACACGGACAGCAAAGGCUACGUGACGUGGCUGAAGCUCAACAAGAAGGUGACGCAGCAGGACGUGAAGAAGGAGAACCCUCUGCAGUUCAAGUUCAGGGCCAAGUUCUUUCCGGAGGACGUCUCGGAGGAACUCAUCCAGGAGGUUACGCAGAGGCUCUUCUUCCUGCAGGUGAAGGAAGCCAUACUGAACGACGAGAACUACUGCCCCCCUGAGACCGCCGUGCUCCUGGCCUCCUACGCCGUGCAGUCCAAGUAUGGAGACCACAACAAAGACCUCCACAAGCUCGGUUACCUGGCUGCAGACCGCCUGCUGCCGCAAAGAGUUCUGGAACAACACAAGCUGACAAAGGAGCAGUGGGAGGACAGAAUACACACCUGGCAUGAGGAACACCGCAGCAUGCUCAGGGAAGACGCCAUCAUGGAGUACCUGAAGAUCGCUCAGGACUUGGAGAUGUACGGCGUCAACUACUUUGAGAUCAAGAACAAGAAGGGCACGGAGCUGUGGCUGGGUGUGGACGCCCUGGGUCUCAACAUCUACGAGCACGAAGACAAGCUAUCGCCAAAGAUCGGCUUCCCGUGGAGCGAGAUCCGCAACAUCUCCUUCAACGACAAGAAGUUUGUCAUCAAGCCCAUCGACAAGAAGUCUCCCGACUUUGUGUUCUACGCACCGCGCCUGCGCAUCAACAAGCGCAUCCUGGCGCUGUGCAUGGGCAACCACGAGCUGUACAUGAGGAGGAGGAAGCCCGACACCAUCGAGGUGCAGCAGAUGAAAGCUCAGGCCAGAGAAGAGAAACAUCACAAGCAGAUGGAGAGAGCUCAGCUGGAGAAGGAGAAGACGAAGCGCGAGCAGGCUGAGAAGGAGAAGCAGCGGAUGGAGCGCGAGAAGGACGAGCUGCUGGAGCGACUGCGGCGCAUCGAGGAGCAGACGCGGCGGGCGCAGACAGAGCUGGAGGAGCAGACCCGCAAGGCCCUGGAACUGGACCUGGAGAGGCAGCGGGCCAAGGAGGAGGCCCAGCGUCUGGAGAAGGAGAGGCAGGAGGCCGAGGAGGCCAAGGCGGCGCUCGCCAGGCAGGCUGCGGACCAGAUGAAGACCCAGGAACAGCUGGCUGCUGAGUUGGCAGAAUUCAGCGCCAGGAUCUCCCUGCUGGAGGACGCCAAGAGGAAGAAGGAGGAGGACGCCACCCGGUGGCAGCACCAGGCCAUGGCAGCGCAGGACGACCUGGAGAGGACGCGCGAGGAGCUGAGGGCGGCCACGGCGUCCCCCGAGCAGGACGAGAGCGACGGCGAGGAGAGCGCCGAGCUGCUGAGUGAGGGCGUGAGCGGCCAUCGCAGCGAGGAGGAGCGUGUCACCGAGGCGCAGAAGAACGAGCGCGUCAAGAAGCAGCUGCAGGUUUGGGCCCGCCCCCUUCGCCGCCACCGCCAUCUUCCCACGUGUUCCACCCCCCUCUCUCUCUCUCUCGCUCGCCAGGCGCUGAGCUCUGAGCUGGCGGAGGCGCGUGACGACAGCAAAAAGACGGCAAACGACGUCCUGCACGCGGAGAACGUGCGGGCGGGCCGAGACAAGUACAAGACGCUGCGGCAGAUCCGCCAAGGCAACACCAAGCAACGCGUCGACGAGUUUGAGUCCAUGUGAGGCUCCGCCCACAGGGAAGGGAAACUCUCAGGCUUCCUUCGCUUCGCCAAAAGAAAUUGCACAGUGGCCAAGCUCCGCCCCCUUUACUAAAUUAGCCCAGGAGAGAACUGAAAGUGACUAACUUCCUGUCAAAUGUUCCCUUUAGUUGACUUCCUGAUCAUGUGACCAGUAAACGCCUGCUAAACCUCCGCCUGUCCCGCGCCU
Messenger RNA from Nerophis lumbriciformis (worm pipefish), 2232 nucleotides. RefSeq names its product radixin-like. The record is from RefSeq and is a predicted model, not a curated record. Lineage: Eukaryota; Metazoa; Chordata; Actinopteri; Syngnathiformes; Syngnathidae. Gene Ontology annotation, cellular component: cytoskeleton. Gene Ontology annotation, molecular function: actin binding.